Lathyrus sativus (Indian pea) is the source of this 1182-nucleotide messenger RNA. NCBI's taxonomy places the organism in Eukaryota, Viridiplantae, Streptophyta, Magnoliopsida, Fabales, Fabaceae. The record is from the annotation of a GenBank genome assembly.
AUGGCGAAUCGUACGGAUCCAGCAGCGAAGAGCAUAAGAGGAACAAAUCCUCAGAACCUAGUGGAAAAAAUUCUCCGCUCAAAGAUCUAUCAGAACACCUAUUGGGAGGAACAAUGUUUCGGUUUAACGGCGGAGACCUUAUUCGACAAGGCCAUGGAACUCGACCACCUCGACGGCACCUACGGUGGCAACCGCAAACCCACUCCCUUCAUGUGCCUUAUCAUGAAAAUGCUCCAGAUUCAGCCUGAGAAAGAAAUCGUCAUCGAGUUUAUAAAAAACGAUGAUUACAAAUAUUCAUCGUAUGUGAGGAUACUUGGCGCUUUCUAUCUGCGCCUUACUGGAUUUGAUACUGAUGUGUACCAUUACCUGGAACCAUUGUAUAAUGAUUACAGAAAGCUAAGGCGAAAAUUAGCUGACGGACAGUUUGCUUUGACACAUGUUGAUGAGGUCAUUGAUGAACUUCUCACAACUGAUUAUUCCUGUGAUAUUGCUAUGCCGCGCAUCAAGAAAAGGUGGACUCUUGAAUCUCUUGGUUCAUUAGAACCUAGACAAAGUGCACUUGAAGAGGAUUUUGAGGAGGAAAAGGAGAAUGAGGAUAAUGAACAACCUGCCGAUGAGCUAGAAGAUAAAACCCACGAGAAGGAUUAUUAUCGUGGGCGAAGCCCUACAAGGGAAAGAGAUAGGGAUAGAAGACGGGAAAGUCAUCGACACAGGGAUCGCGACUAUGACAGAGAAUAUGAUAGAGAUUAUGACAGAGAGCGUGCAUGUGGCCGAGAUAGAGACAGAGAUAGGGAAAAGGAAAGGGACAGAGAUAGGGAGAGGGACAGAGACCGAUAUUGUGUGAGGGAAGAAAAGGAUUAUGGUCGUGAGAGAGAGGGUAGGGAGCGAGAGAGGAGAGACAGAGAUCGCGACCGUGGUAGGAGGAGGAGCUACUCAAGGAGUCGAAGUAGAAGCAGGGAUCACAAGGAACAUGAUGGUGGGGACUACAGGAAGAGACAUGCCCGAAGUAGCGUUAGUCCUAGAAGACAUGGAGAUGGAGCUGAGGAUGGGGAGCCAAAUAGGAAGAAGGAGAAGAAAGAAAAGAAGGAAAAGAAGGAUGACGGGACUGACCAUCCAGAUCCAGAGAUUGCCGAAGCAAACAGGAUACGAGCAUCACUGGGUUUGAAACCACUAAGGAUGUGA